Messenger RNA from Ectocarpus siliculosus, 732 nucleotides. The record is from the annotation of a GenBank genome assembly. NCBI's taxonomy places the organism in Eukaryota, Phaeophyceae, Ectocarpales, Ectocarpaceae.
AUGGCGGGCUUCGGGCACUUGGGCUCCCUGGUGGACGAUAUCAACAAGAGAGAUGGCGAACGCCUGAAGCUUGAGUCCCAGCUGCGCCAGCAACGCAUGAGGGCCGAUGCCGAGGAGGCGAAGGUUUCACAACUCAAGGGUGAGCUAGAGGUGGCCUCGGCCGACCGGGUGUCCUUGCAGCAGGAGAUCGGGCUGCUUUCGAGGAGGAACGAGGACCUGAUUGCCGAAAAAGCCAAGCUGAGCGAACAAUCGUCCGACUUUCAGCGGUCGAUGUUCAACAACGAGGCCAAGCUGAAAGAGAACGAGCGAGACCUGAAGGAGGCGCAGCGAGGUUUCGUCGACAGCCUGGAGAAAAGCAACGCCUCCUACUCCCGUCACCGAGCUGUGAUGAACAACCUCGUCGGCCGAAACGGCGUGGGUUGCGCCGAGAUCCCUUCGCCAGAAGAGCUGGAAGCCUUCAGAGGCCUCGCUGCCCGAGCGGCCGAGCUCCAGGCUCGCCUUCACGCCGUGGAGGCCGAGUCCCAGGCCCUGAAGCAAGAAGCCGCCGCGAGCUCACGGAAGCAGAAGGUCCUCCAGCGGGAGAUAGAUUCCUUCAAGAUCGCUCGCCUGGACGACACCUGCAACAGGCAAAUGGAGUACAUGAGCCAGCUCGAGGAGUAUGCCAACAGCGUGGAGGCCAUCAACGAGGACCUCAGGAAGGAGGUAUUAGGAACGCGUGCUGCGGCGCACUGA